AUGAAUAGAUUUCUAUUCAAUAAAUUACCAAAAUCAAUAAAAAGAUCUAUAAUUAUGACAAAAUAUUCACCUCCUAUAAAUAGAUCUAUGAAAGAUCUUGAUACAAGUUUUUUUAAAAAAGAAAUACCUUUAUUAUUAGCAUUUUUCCCCCAACCAAAAUUCAUUGGUUUAUUUCAAAAAUCAUGUAAGUCUGAUAUUUUAAAUAUUGAUAAUAUAAAACCAAUUAUUAAUCUUAGAAACUCAAAAGCUAUUUUACUUAAUGAUUCAACAAAAUCUAUAAAUGAUUUAUCAAUUGAAACUCAAAAUUUAAUUAAUCAAUUUAAUAUAAAAUUAGAACCUUAUUUGUUAAAAUUAGAUUAUUCAUUUUGGAAAAGUGAUGAAAUUUUAUCAUCAAUUUUACCCGAAUCUUUAUUACACGAAAUUCCAACAGGUUUCAGUCAAGCAGGUCAUUUAGCUCAUUUAAAUUUAAAAGAUGAAUAUAAACCUUAUGGUAAAGUAAUUGGUCAAGUAUUAUUAGAUAAAAAUACCAGUGUAAAAACUGUAGUUAAUAAAUUGGAUUCUAUAGAGAAUAAAUUUAGAACUUUCCCUCUUGAAUUAUUAGCAGGAGAACCAAAUUAUUUAGUGGAACAAAAAGAAUGUAAUUGUAAAUUUAAAUUUGAUUUUAGUAAAGUUUAUUGGAACUCAAGAUUAAGUACAGAACAUGAAAGAAUUAGUAAUAAAUUUAAAAAAGGUGAUUUAAUAGGUGAUGUAAUGGCUGGUGUUGGACCAUUUGCAAUACCUUCUGCUAAAAACAAUAAAUCAUUAGUUUUAGCAAAUGAUUUAAAUCCUGAAAGUUUUAAAUAUUUAAAUGAAAAUAUUAAACUUAAUAAAGUUGAUAGUUUGGUUAAAAGCUUUAAUUUGGAUGGUAGAGAAUUUAUUAAAAAUGCAUUUAAAUUAUUAAAAGAGUGGCAUAUCUCAUCAAAUCCUAUACAAUUAAAAAGUCAAGAGAAGGUAAAUAAUUUCAAAUCUCAAAAAAUAGAACAGAUUGAAAUUCCAAAGUUUUUCCAUCAUUUUGUCAUGAACUUGCCUGAUUCUGCUUUGAGUUUUGUUAAAGAAUUUAUAGGAUUAUAUCAAGAUGAACCACAAAUCAAAAAUUUACCAAAUUUUAAACUUCCAUAUAUUCAUGUAUAUACUUUUAUUAAAUUUGAUCAAAGUGAAAUCGAUAUAAUAACAGAUAUUGUGCUACAUAAAAGAUUAUAUGAUCAAUUAAUUGAAUUAUUAGAUUACAAGCUUAAUUUUGAAGAUAUAGAGUUUCAUAAAGUUAGAAUGGUUUCACCAACAAAACCAAUGUAUUGCAUAUCUUUUGAAUUACCAGAAGAUGUAGCAUUUAGAAAUAUAAAACAAACGUAA
Molecule: messenger RNA, 1389 nt
Organism: Insectozyma verbasci
Lineage: Eukaryota; Fungi; Ascomycota; Pichiomycetes; Serinales; Debaryomycetaceae
Source: the annotation of a GenBank genome assembly